UCAUGCCAUGGGUUAAUUGGUUACGUUUUAUGAACGCAUUCAAGUUUACAGAUCUGUCAGUUUGCUCUUUUUUUACGCAAACAAAGAUACUCUCUUCGGAAUUCGAAAUUCGAACACUGAUUAGCUGGAAGUACUGAGAGUCGCAAACACGAAGAGCGAACAGUAGCUUUCCUCUCGCCAGCCGGCUCAACUGAUGGUUCAGAUAGCAGACGGCGGCACUCGACGACGGAAGCAAUUGGGCAGCAGCAGCAGCGACAUGGCAAGGAAUCUGGAAGACAGCCUCAUCCAGGCGAACGCGGACUACGUCAACUUCGACCGGCAUCGGGAGGAGUACACCACCCACUACAACGCCCUGCGGGACAAGCUGUACACCGAGUGGAAGGCAGCUGGAGUUCUGGGCAAGCUGCUCAAGGGAUACACACUGGGCGGUGGCUAUGGCGAUAACCUGAAGGUAUCGAUGCCAGAUGAGUUUGAUCUGGUGAUUCACCUGGUGUUUCCCGAAAAUGACAAGAUCAUUGUCAAGGCUGAUCGCGCGAAGCCAGGCAAUGUGAUCCUGGACAUGAGCAAGGUGAUGGAGACGAUCUUGAAUCAGGAGCACAACAAGGCGGUCUUCGAGCUCCUAAGGAAAAUAGUGAACGCCAAGAAUGAGUUGCUGGAGGACAAGCUGCAGAGCUGGCUGCAGGGCGUGAUGACCCAGGCCCUCAAAAGGAUGGGCAAACAGAUCGAAGUUGGAGGCGUGGUGUCGCCCCUCUGCUACAAGAAGUGCGGUCCCGCCCACACGAUCUUUGUUAAGGGGCGUUACGAGUACUCGGUAGACUUUGUCCCGGCCAUCAAGCUAUCGGCGGCCCAAACCGUUUUGGCCCCGGAGCAGAGGAGGCACUUUGGCAACACACCCCACUGGGAUGCCAUUCCCAAGCCCAUGAAGCCAGCCAAAAACAACAACGUUUCCUUCAGAGCCUCGUACUACGAUGCCGAGCGUAGGCUGCUCCACGGCAAGAACAACCUGAAGAAUGCCAUCCGACUGUUGAAGCAGCAUAGGAACACCAAAAACAACAUGGGGAACCUGAAAAGCUAUUACAUCAAGACGCUUUUCCUGUGGGAGGUGACUCGGCGGGAUGACAGCUACUGGCAGAAACCCCUCAAAGAGCUACUGAUCGAGAUGCUGGGCAAGUUAGAAGGCACUCUCGCUUUAUCUUCGGGCAAGGGCAAGUUGCUCUUCUUCUGGGACGCCAAACUGGAUAUGAUUGCCGAUCUGAGCGUUAACCAGCGAACGGAGAUGUUCAACUGCGUGUCCAAGAGCAAGUACACCUUCUGUCGCGGCGACGGCAACCUUAGCGAUGACAUUAAGGACAAUGUUAAGGGCUCUUUUAGCAACGGCAAGGACAAAGGGACAGAGAACAGGCCUUUGAAUGGACAAAGCAAAACAGCGAACCAGGACUGCAAGAAAAAGGAUGAGGAUAGCCAAAAGGAAACCAAACCUAAAGAGAAGCCUACACCUGUCAAGCCAAAUGAACCAAAGGGAGUUAAAGUGGAAUCGCCAGGCGCCAAAUUAAAUGCAAAACCAAAUGAUCCCAAGAAAACUGUGGAGGCAAAGGUGCAGCCUACUCCUGUCAAGCAAGCUGAGGCGGCUCCCAGUAAACCAGUUGCAAAACCCAACGAGGGCCAAACCGGAACCAAAGCCAAGGUUAAGGUCGAGCCUGUCAAACCAAAUCCAAAACCGAACGAACAGAAGGCAGCCAAGGUGGUAACUCCUCCUGUUCAGCCAACCAACCAACCAAAGCAAAAUCCUCCACUUAAACCGAAGCAGCCUGCAAAUAACUCCAAUCCAAAUGGGAAUGGUGCAAAGCCGAAGACCAAUGUCAGCGGUGAUGGUGACUCCAAGGCACAGCAACCUCCUAGUGAGAAACCAGCUGGCACUUUCCUUACAAACUAAUUGCAUCAGGGAGACGGGCUGUGAUUUGAAAGA
Messenger RNA from Drosophila gunungcola (fruit fly), 1966 nucleotides. It is a transcript of the gene cGlr1, whose product is annotated as cyclic GMP-AMP synthase-like receptor 1. The record is from RefSeq and is a predicted model, not a curated record. The transcript has 5 exons. Lineage: Eukaryota; Metazoa; Arthropoda; Insecta; Diptera; Drosophilidae. The coding region runs from base 194 to 1933 and encodes 579 amino acids.